UAAACAAUGGGAUUGGGAUCAGAUUCCCCGCCCCCGGUAGGAGUAGUACAGUAUAUGAUUAUCGCCGCCGUGUCCUCUGCGGUCGACAAGUGAGCAUAAAUUAUUUUAUUUAUCGCGAUUAGGAGAAGCUUAAAAAAAAGAAAAAUUAAACAACUUCCCGUAGGAGCGGCAGGCGCAGGGCACACUCGCCGUCGCCAUCGCCAUGCCGGCCUCUAUCCGCGGCUAUUCCUCCUCCUCGUCGUCCUCCUCGAGCUCUUUAACUACCCUGGAACGGCGGGGCGGGAUGCAGAGUGGAUAGCGCGUCGUCCUUGCAGGCGGCGGCAGGCCACGCCGAGGGAGGAAAUCGACGUCCGUCGUCCAGCGGUCCAGUCCAGACGGCCGGCCGCGCCGGUUCUGAGAUGCUGGAGCAAUGGGAGAUUCAAAGGGCGGCGCCGGCGGCAUGGGCAUGAACAUGGUGACCACGGUGAUGGCCUUCUCGGUCAGCGCCUUCUUCGUGCUCUUCGUCUUCACCAGGCUGCUCUGCGCGCGUCUCCACCUGUCCAGGGCGGCCGCCGACCGCGCCGCUGCCGGCGACGCCUUCGCCGUCAACGUGGAGCGCGGCAUCCACGGCCUGGAGCCGUCCGUGGUGACGACCUUCCCCACCGUCAAGCUCGGCGACGGCGACGGCGACGGUGGCCAGCAAACGCCGCCGGUGCAGGAGGAGUCGCAGUGCACGGUGUGUCUGGAGGAGUACGAGGCCAAGGACGUGGUGCGCGUGCUCCCCGCCUGCGGCCACGCCUUCCACGCGGCCUGCAUCGACGCCUGGCUGAGGCAACACCCCACCUGCCCCGUCUGCCGCGCCUCCCUGCGCGCCAAGAACGGCACCCGCGCCGCGCCGCUCGACUACAGCCUCCUCGUCGCCGGCGCCGCAGCGAGGGGCUCCGCGGCCGCCGCCCAGCAGGUCGUCCCCGCGUCCUCCUCGUCCUACCUCGGCGCGUCACCGCCGGCAGCCGGACACCAGCACCAGACGGACGACAUGGGUGCCGAUGGCCUGCUGGAGAUCAUCUCCGAAGAGCCCGCCUCGUCGGGAGGCCCGAGCCCUGCUGCUGCUGCUGGCGGUGGUGGUGGCCAUUCUCGCUGCGCGGACGCGGCGAGGCAGAGCGAAGGCAGCGCCGGCUCGUCCGAACAUUGCUAGCUAGUGCAUGCUUGCUGACACACACGCUUGGGAAAGUGAGACUGGGACGGAACUCUGUGAAUUGAGAUUGUACUUAGGGAGGGGGCUAGUCUUGGGAAUUCGAUCUCGUUUAAUUUUAACAGGAUUCAUUCUGAUUUCCUAAAUCGCGCUUGCUUGUACAGUUUUAGUUCAAUUAAUGGAUGCACAUGUCUGAUCCUGAUCCUGAUCCUGAUCCAA
Messenger RNA from Sorghum bicolor (sorghum), 1390 nucleotides. Its product is annotated as E3 ubiquitin-protein ligase Os03g0188200. The coding region runs from base 410 to 1174 and encodes 254 amino acids. Lineage: Eukaryota; Viridiplantae; Streptophyta; Magnoliopsida; Poales; Poaceae. The transcript is spliced from 4 exons. The record is from RefSeq and is a predicted model, not a curated record.